Molecule: messenger RNA, 3751 nt
Organism: Carcharodon carcharias (great white shark)
Lineage: Eukaryota; Metazoa; Chordata; Chondrichthyes; Lamniformes; Lamnidae
Gene: sqlea
Product: squalene epoxidase a
Exons: 12
Coding region: 396-2108 (570 amino acids)
Biological process (GO): sterol biosynthetic process; cholesterol metabolic process
Cellular component (GO): membrane; endoplasmic reticulum
Molecular function (GO): squalene monooxygenase activity; flavin adenine dinucleotide binding
Source: RefSeq, a predicted model, not a curated record
GGAAAGACAUAAAAUACAAUACAGCGAACAUAAAAGUAGGUUACUGCAAAUGACUUCUGCUUUAAAAUAUUCAUCCUGAAGUCACGGGAACAAUGGGCCAAAUGGCCUGUACCAUUUCAAUCACCAGCAGGCAGCUUAAAUUACAUUUUUUAAAAAGUGAUCAGUCGAGGAUAAGCUGAGAGAAGAUCAAUUUACAGGCUAUCUGAGAGAAAAAUCAAAGUGAACAUUUCUUUUGGAAGACCUGAGCGAGGGAAUGUACCAAAAAAUUAGUCAAAACGUAAUUUAAUUCUAUGUUUAUGUUGUAGGCUGGCUUUGAGAAAAAUACCGUUUGGACUUUUCUGGAACAUUUGCUGAAGUUCAGUUAAAUUUGAGGGGGCGAACCUGUUCUAAAUAAAAUGUGGACUUUCCUGGGAAUUGCGACUUUUACUUAUGUCUAUAAGAAAUGCGAUGAUUUACUGAGCGUGAGCUACGCUAACAAGGAGGUGCUCGGGGCAUUCCUGAUAUUUUUCUCCCUAGGGUUGAUCCUGUCCUAUCGAUACAGAUACGGGCAUGGCAACGGCAGAAAGCAACCUUCAAACCUCGGGUUCAUCUCCCAGCUCCUCUCAGCCCUGCCCCUGGCAAGCUCUCUCUUCAGUGGGCCCACAGACUCCAGCAAUACUGAGCAAGGCAAGCCCAAGAAACGGACGAUCAGUUUCUCAGAAUCUGCUCAGACAGAGAACUCUUUCAGCACCAGGAUUUCUUCGCAAUCCGAUCCAGAGAUCAUCAUUGUGGGCUCUGGGGUCCUUGGCUCCGCGAUGGCUGCAGUCCUUGCAAGGGAUGGAAGGAACGUGACAGUGAUCGAGAGAGACUUGAAGGAACCUGACAGAAUUGUCGGAGAGUUGUUACAGCCCGGGGGAUAUCGUGCAUUGAAAGAACUUGGUCUUGAAGGUACGGUUGAAGGUCUUGAUGCCCACAUCAUAAAUGGUUACGUCAUACAUGACAUGGAAAGUAAGACAGAGGUGGAAAUCCCUUAUCCUCUGGAUGAAAACAGUCAAGUGCAAUAUGGGACAGCGUUUCACCAUGGACGUUUCAUCAUGGGUCUCAGAAAUGCAGCCAGGGCAGAACCCAAUGUAAGAUUCAUCGAAGGAACAGUGUUACACUUACUGGAAGAAGAUGGUGAAGUUACAGGAGUUCAGUACAAAGAAAAGGAAAGUGGAGAUAUAAAGGAACUCCAUUGCCCACUGACUGUGGUAGCUGAUGGGCACUUCUCUAAGUUCAGGAAAAGCUUGGUGAAGAGCAAAGUCGAUGUUUCAUCACAUUUUGUUGGGUGCAUUAUGAAGGACUCUCCACAAUUCAAACCGAACCAUGCAGAACUUGUUCUUACGAACCCUAGUCCUAUUCUUAUCUAUCAAAUUUCAUCUAAUGAAACACGAGUAUUAGUGGACAUCAGAGGGGAAAUGCCAAGACAUCUUAAAGACUUCAUGAUCGAAAAAAUCUAUCCACAGCUUCCAGAGCACAUAAAAGAACCAUUCCUACUUGCAGUCCAGAACGACCGCCUACGCACUAUGCCGGCAAGUUUCCUCCCACCAUCACCAGUGAAUAAACCAGGUGUGCUCCUUUUGGGUGAUGCGUAUAACAUGCGUCACCCUCUCACAGGGGGCGGGAUGAGCGUUGUACUGAACGAUGUAAGGAUAUGGAAAAGUCUCCUGUGCGAAAUUCCGGACCUCCAUGAUAAUGAAGCAGUGCUAAAGGCUAAGAAGAAAUUUCACUGGACAAGGAAGAAGUCCCAUUCCUUUGUGGUGAAUGUCCUGGCUCAAGCUCUGUAUGAACUAUUUGCUCCGACAGAUGAUUCCCUGCAUCAACUCCGGAAGGCCUGCUUUCAUUACUUCAAACUGGGUGGACAAUGCAUGACGGGACCAGUGGGGCUGUUAUCUGUACUUUCUCCUGAACCAAUGACUCUGAUUGGGCACUUCUUUGCUGUGGCACUCUACGCGAUCUAUUUCUCGUUCAAGACAGAACCAUGGUAUAUGAAACCACGGGCCUUGGUGAAUGGUAGUGUCAUUGUCUAUCGGGCAUGCUCAGUUAUUUUUCCUCUCAUUUAUUCUGAAAUUAAAUAUCUUGUUUACUGAAUAACGUGAAAAUGAUAAAGAUGAGCAAGAUCAGAAAAUCACACCGAGCCUUUGCAAUAGUUGGACUAUUUACCUCAUUGUUGUGUCUAAAAAUUGGAUACUGUUGUUGAAAGAGUCAAGACCCGUCCUAUGGCCAAUUGAGUAGCAGAAUGACCAUUUAUCAAUCUCACACUUGUAGACUUGUGCUCCAACUAUGUAACUGCAACAUACUUAACAAGCACAUUUUAAUGGUGUACAUGUAAAAUGGCUUGUGUCAUGCAGUGCAAAUUGGACACACGUUUUAAACAGUGUUGAUUAUGGCUUGUGGCAAUGGGCUUGUCACAUUGCUGUUAAUGGAGCACUUUUGUUGUUCGUUCUAAUUGUUCAAACUCAAACUUCUAUCUAAAACAUUUGAAAAAGGCGUGUUCCUAAACCAAAAUUGCUCCCCAAGUGGGUGGCAGGGAGAAGCAGAGGCAUUUAUAGUCAAUUCAUUCCCACUGUUGCCUUCAACAUUUCAUGGGUGCGUUUCCACAGGGGUUCUCCUAAUCGUUCACUGCGACUUGGGUGGAAGAGUCGCAAUGACCCUGUGAUUAAAGAACUUCUGCGGAAAUUCAACCACAGCAUUCUUUUAAAAGCCCGCUUUUCUCUGUUAAAGUGAAUGGGAGAUUCGAUUAUUAUUUACCUGACUGCAUUUAAGUAACAUGUUAUUUAUUAUAACUCAGAUUUGGAUUUUCCUGAUGAUUUCAUUACUGCAAAAACAUUCCAACAUCAUUAAACCAUUUAUCUCUGAAACAGGUCAUUUCUUGGAGACAACGUAGACUAGUAAUUUUUUUUUUUGAAAAGAGGGACAAGAGUAAGGCCACAUUAAUGGUGCAUCACUGGUGUUCCCCACACACAGGAGCCAGAAUUUGAUUUGCCGAUGCCAUUCGAUCUUAAUAUUGUAGGUGAGUUUCACUAGUUCACAACUAGUUUGCUCAGCAUGGCUCUUCAGAUUACAGUGAUUGGUCUCCAACGGGACCAUAAAACCAAUGGAAAUGGGUUCCAGCAGCAAGGAACAAAAUUAGGUCAACAGUGACAAACUGUUACUGCCACAGGGCUGAAGCAAGAAGCUAACAAGGCAGAAACUAGCAGUGAUCUAAUAUAAGGGGAGAAGAGGACCAAAAUCUUUAGUGGUUUGGUGGCUUUCCAAGUUCCCUCUAUAAAAUGAUUGCCCAUGUGCCUAUAUUUUUCUUAAUUUUAUGUACAUAUAUUUUUGAGUGGAAAAUUAUUUGCAGUACUGAUUUGUAACCACUUGGUGUUACUUGUAUCCAAAUUUACAAAAUACUGCAGCCAUAUCGAGAGCUGGUUAAACAAACUUGGUGCAUUUCCCAGUCGGCAGGAUUCAAUACAUUUAGUUUUGGUUUUUAAUUAUAUUCUUUCAUUCCUGGUUUAACUAAACAAAACUGAAUUUGUGCCAAACGGGCCACAUAUCUUCCUUUAAUCACACCCUCUUGAUCGUAUGUUUGCAUCUGAAAUUUGUGUACUAUAUUAAAAGUGUAUAUAAUGUACAAUUGUAAAAUCAGUAAUGAAUUUUCCCAGCUAUAUUUGUUCAUUAUCUUUAGUUAUUCUAUCAUUGAAUCCCUGAAUGUUCUAUAUUAAUAUUCAACACUUUAUUAAAAGGUUUA